Molecule: messenger RNA, 1840 nt
Organism: Magallana angulata
Lineage: Eukaryota; Metazoa; Mollusca; Bivalvia; Ostreida; Ostreidae
Product: solute carrier family 13 member 2-like
Exons: 14
Coding region: 48-1790 (580 amino acids)
Biological process (GO): monoatomic anion transmembrane transport
Cellular component (GO): membrane
Molecular function (GO): transmembrane transporter activity
Source: RefSeq, a predicted model, not a curated record
GUGUAACCAUACGCUGGUCAAAUUUCAGUGUGUCACGGUAAACAGUCAUGGCCUCUGCUCCGUCCGACCGUCUGCCGUCCAAGAAAGGAUGGCGGAACAUCCUUAACCUCGUGUUCAGCGUUCGGAACCUUUUGACCAUCGUCAUCACUCCGAUAAUCUUGCUUCCGAUUUUGCUCCUUGUGGAAGGAAAUGAAGCAAAAUGUGCUUAUUGCAUCAUUGUUAUGGCGGUAUAUUGGAUAACAGAAGCGCUGCCUAUUGCGGUGACGUCACUGCUUCCCAUAAUUCUGUUUCCAAUGGUCGGGUUACUAAGUGCAAAAGACGUAUCCAACAAAUACCUCAACGACACGGCCAUGCUGUUUGUGGGGGGUCUGAUCGUGGCGGCGGCCAUUGAGUACUGGAACAUCCACAAACGUCUGGCUCUCAGGGUACUCAUGCUCGUCGGCUCAGAACCGAGAUGGUUGAUGUUUGGGAUGAUGUUGCCAACUUGGUUUCUGUCCAUGUGGAUCAGCAACACAGCAACAACUGCCAUGAUGAUUCCAAUUGCCAACGCAGUCUUAGUGCAACUCAAGGAAACAAAAGAUAUAGAAAACUCAGAUGCAGCGGAGGAUGUAGAACUUACGGAACAAAAUGGUGUUACGAUAAUCCGCGAUGAAAAGACAAAUACAUCAAGGAAAAUUCGUGAAAAUGAGAUUGAGAGCCCUGAGUAUCUGCGCAUGUGCAAAGCCCUGUCCCUCGGAAUUGCAUACGCCGCUAACUGUGGGGGCGUGGCUAGUCUGACAGGAACCAAUCCAAAUGUCAUCAUGAAGGGCGUGGCAGACAAAGUAUUUCAAUCCCGGAAUGCCACAUCUCCAGUAACCUUCGCCUCUUGGAUACAGUUCUGCCUCCCAAUUUCUUCCCUCAUUGUAGCAUUCAUCUGGCUCUGGUUGCAGUUUAUCUUUCUUCGGUGCAGGAGAAGCGCAAACUCACCAGAACAAGCGCAGCGAGUCAAAGCUGUCAUCAGAAGGGAAUACAAGAACCUUGGACCAGUCAGUUUUGCCCAGGGGGCGGUCAUUGUUCAUUUUGUGAUUUUGGCCGUAUUGUGGAUCACCAGAGACCUAGGCGGGGCUGGAGGAUGGGGCAGAAUUUUCCCACCAAAGACAGUGACGGAUUCCACGCCUUCUAUUUUAGUUUCUAUCAGCCUCUUUCUGUUUCCGGCCGUUUUACCCUGGAAAUUCAGUGACAGGCACCAUGGAAAAAGUGUGCCAGCUCUUUUACCUUGGAAAGCAGCUGAGAAGAUGGUUCCAUGGGGCGUGGUACUUUUAUUGGGUGGGGGAUUUGCUUUAGCUCAUGGAAGUCAGGUAUCUGGUCUGUCGGAUUGGCUGGGCUGCGAGCUAAGGGUGUUCAAGGAUUUCGAGCCCUGGGUGAUGAAUCUUGUACUUUGCUAUAUUGUUGCCGCUGCCACAGAGGUGACCAGUAACACGGCUAUAUGCUCACUGAUGAUGCCAAUAAUGAGUGAAUUGGCCAUGACUCUCGGCGUUAACCCGCUAUACUUCAUGUUUCCUACCGCCAUCGCUACGUCAUUUGCCUUCAUGCUUCCGGUUGCUACCCCGCCUAAUGCUGUCGUGUUCUCGUACGGUUACGUGAAAGUUGCUGACAUGGCAAUGGCUGGAUUCAUCAUCAACAUUGUAGCUGUCCUUGUGUUGGUUCUAGCAACAGAGACUUGGGGAGAUGCCAUCUUUGGCUUUCAUACACUACCUGCUGCUUUUAAAACUCUGAAUGUCACAGCGUCUAAUUCGACAUUAAAGUGUUAAAAAAACCCAACAUCAUACACGUUACCGAACGUCCAUGAAAUUACUGUUCA